Messenger RNA from Blumeria graminis f. sp. triticale, 1182 nucleotides. The record is from the annotation of a GenBank genome assembly. NCBI's taxonomy places the organism in Eukaryota, Fungi, Ascomycota, Leotiomycetes, Helotiales, Erysiphaceae.
AUGAAAUGUGCGUAUGCGAUACUCUCAACCACCAUCAAGCGGAUGGUCGUGACUGGAACUGGCCCCCAGAGUUCUUAUUAUGGGGUAUAUUCAGCUCCACACGAUAAUGAAUUUCCAGUACCCUCGCCUCAUCUCGGUAUACACAUGUCUCCAAGUAAAAUUUACAAACCAGGACUACAUGCCGUAGUAUAUUGUUCUAUAAUCAAUGAUUAUAUGGAUGUUAUACAGGUCAUUACCAGAAAUUUAGUCGAGAUAAAUCAUGACCCCGAAAUUCUUGAUAAUGAACACAGUGAACAUGAAAAAAAUUGCCUUGACUUCAUUAGAAGGAAUUACAAUCUGAAUCCUGGAGCCAAUUACAUAUCCAAGCUCAGUGAAGAUGUUUGUAAUCAUCAAUAUCUAGCGAAUUUAGCCUUCAGAAAAGAAAUCAAUGUAAUAGGAGAAUUUGCAUGUUUUGUCCCGCCAUCAAAUAAACAAACCCUCUACAUCACUGCCGACGUACCUAUUAAACUGGAACAAUUUCUCGCUGGAAACUCACUAUUUAUGGAGCCUAUGGGAAAGCUAACUAAUUUAGCCCUGGGUUGGUUUCAAGGACAUCUACAUUUAUUUUUGCGGGCUAGCUCCAUAACUACACACAAUAAUUGGUAUCCACGUACCAAAAUUGGAUUGGAAAAAAGAAGCGGAUCUUUGAUAUCAGACUACAUCCGAUAUUCUGUGCCUGAGAUUGAAAAGUUUGUAGAUACCAUGGAAGAGUUCCAAAGUAUCAGAGAAGAUUUCGACAUUUCUACAGAAGGCUCUUCCAGAACUGAAGCUAAAUACAAAUACCGCUUCCCAUUCGAGGCCAUUCCUAAAUUGAAAUAUUAUGAGCCGUCGAUGAACUUGCAUGGUGUUCCAGGCUAUCUCCUGUGCAGGGAUGCCCAUCAAAAAGGAAAGUUCAGGAUUGACUUCAGAUUCAAGCAAUAUGACAGCACAGGAAAAAUCCAGUGCUUAAAUGAGGGACUUUAUAAAUUUGAUGAAGUCCAAUCUUCAGAAAUUAAAAACCAAUGGGAGAGACUCAGGCGAUUUAAGAUACCACUCCAAUCAGAUACCAAAUCACCCGCUCAAACCUUCUCAAAAGUUUCCGGAUUCGGAUUUUUAUGUGUGCGUGACACGACUGAAACUAGGAAAAAGCGUAAACGAGAAUAG